Messenger RNA from Corylus avellana, 1805 nucleotides. Its product is annotated as Pentatricopeptide repeat (PPR) superfamily protein. NCBI's taxonomy places the organism in Eukaryota, Viridiplantae, Streptophyta, Magnoliopsida, Fagales, Betulaceae. The record is from RefSeq and is a predicted model, not a curated record. Gene Ontology annotation, molecular function: protein binding.
GUUGGUAUGGUGGCAGCCGAGGCCUCCAAACUCCAAAGUUGAAUUCUUUCACUUGCGCAAUCCACCUUGGGCCUGGGUUUGAGCACACCAAUAUUACCUUUUUUGGAUGAAUUCCUUUUGCCUGUUUAACCACUGAGGAAUGAUAGUCUCAUGGCAGUUUGGUAAUGGAAAUUCAGUCUCUUCUAUCUGCUGCACCUCCUCGUUGCCUUGGACACACUACCAAAACGAGUGCUUUCAGGGUUUUCUGCCACCAGAGAGAUUCGGAAAAUCGAGCUUUAGUUCGCAAGAUAAUCCGGAAGUGGAAGCACGAACGAGGAUUUGAUCACAAGGAUAGUUAUGCAGCUUGUGCUGCAUUGGUACAAGAUUUAAGUCGAAAAAGAAUGCCUUAUCUAGCUCAGGAGCUUUUACUUGAGAUGAAAUCUGAAGGUUUUCUGCCUAACAGCUCUACAUUGUCGGCUCUGAUGCUAUGCUAUGCAGAUAAUGGCCUCCUUCCACAAGCACAGGCAAUAUGGGAGGAAAUAAUAAAUAGUUCUUUUGUGCCAAGUAUUCAAAUAGUCUCAGACUUAUUUGAUGCAUAUGGUAGGAUGGGACAUUUUGAUAAAGUAACCAAAAUUUUGGAUCAGGUAAGUGCGAGGGAUCUUAGUUUGUUACCUGCAGUUUACUCACUGGCCAUCUCUUGCUUUGGAAAAGGAGGACAGCUUGAAUUGAUGGAAAACACCAUAAAGGAAAUGGUUUCUAGGGGUUAUAUUGUAGAUUCUGCCACUGGUAACGCCUUCAUUAGAUAUUAUAGCAUCUUUGGUUCACUGACAGAGAUGGAGAAUGCUUAUGGCCGCCUUAAAAGAUCUAGACUUCUACUAGAAGAAGAAGGAAUCAGGGCGAUGUCAUUUGCGUAUAUAAAGGAAAAGAAGUUCUACAAAUUAGGCGAGUUCCUGAGGGAUGAGGGUCUUGGUCGGAAAAAUGUGGGGAAUCUUUUAUGGAACCUUCUGCUGCUAUCCUAUGCUGCCAAUUUUAAAAUGAAAAGCUUGCAGAGAGAAUUUGUAAGAAUGGUUGAAGCUGGAUUCCGUCCUGAUCUUACCACAUUUAAUAUCCGAGCUCUUGCCUUUUCAAGAAUGUCUUUGCUCUGGGAUCUCCAUCUUAGCCUUGAACAUAUGAAACAUGAAAAAAUCACCCCUGAUCUUGUGACUUAUGGUUGUUUUGUUGAUGCUUACUUGGAUAAAAGACUUGGAAGAAAUUUAAACUUUGCUUUGAACAAGAUGAACUUGGAUGAUUGUCCAGUAGUUUUAACAGAUCCAUUUGUGUUUGAGGUCUUGGGUAAAGGGGACUUUCAGUCAAGCUCAGAGGCAUUUUUGGAGUUUAAAGGUCCAAGGGAAUUGAAGUAUAGGCAUCUAAUUGCAAUAUAUCUCAAAAAACAGUAUCGGAGGGAUCAAAUCUUUUGGAAUUACUGACCGGUGGCAGGCUGGUUGUGUACAGAAAAUCUUAGCCAGUUAUCAGGGAAAAAAGAUGAUGCAUAAGAGAUAUAUAUUUCAAUUAUUUGGUACAUAGGACUUUGGGAUCAGCUGAAAACAUGUAGUCCUGAAUAGUCUUUGCUAGCGAUUUGAGCAUCAUAUUGUGAGAGACCUUAUAUGGAACUCUUUUACAUGCGCUGCCUAAAUUGCUGCUGGCGAUCCUUAUCCACUUUCCUGAGCUCUGCAUGUGUAUGCACUAGAUAGUUUUGAUAUCUUGUUUGGAAACAUGUAUCCUUUGGUAGGUGUUGAUUUCAUUGAAAUAACUCAGAAAAUGAAUUCGAGAAAAUCCUAUUUAACGGA